AAACGAGAAAUUUCCUACUGGAGUGAACUGGCAACGUUACCCGACGAGUGGAGGCGCGAGACUCGAAGUGAGAAUGGAGACGAGUGGCGUGUGGCUGAGCAAGGCGGAAAACAAGACUAAAGAGCAAAUGAUUUUUAAGAAGUACAAGAGGAAGCAGAGGUUCGUAGACAAAAUUAAUCAAAAGAAAAUAACUGAGUUUUUGAGCGUUAAAACCGACGAGGAAACGAAGGAGACGGAGAACCGUCGGUCCGAUCGUUCCGUUCGGUGUUGCCUUCCGAAAUCCCCUUUCCCUUUCAAAAAAGACGGUUUGAAGGAAGAAGAACGUUCUGCGGAAGGGGAGGAAAUUUUCUCCGGCCGAGACGAAUGCCGGGAACGCUUGACUGAAUUGUCGUCUGCGUACGAUGACCGACGUCGGGAAGACGAACGUUUCUCGGAAAGUUUGGAUUUGCAUUCCAGUUUAGAACUUCGACCGUUUAUCCCGGUUGACGGUUCCUUUUCCGGUUGUGAUCUUUGGACGUCGUCGAUUCCAGAAGCCACGAUCUACUCCUUCCCAAACAAUAGAAUGUAGAAGAAAGAAAGGAAAGGACGUUCCUGACAAAAAUUUUAUAUCGCUGUUGACAUUUUCUUAUUAUUUAAAGAAAGGAAAAAAAUGACAGAAAGCAGCCUGUUACACCCUUGAUGGAAAUAAUAAUAUAGAUUUUUGGACAUCAGAAAUAUAAAUGAGUGUAUGAAGUGCAAAAUUUUUUUAGGAAAAAUUAAAUUUUAACAUAAUUAUGUGAUUAUAAUCACAGUAAUUUACAAGAAAAGUAAAUUAUAUUGUGAUGCUAUUGAAUGUGACAUUAAAACGUUCAUUAUUCUACACAAGAAUAGUUUUCAAGUAUAGCAUUUACUGUCUAAAGAGGACUUAAAGCUGCAACAACAAGCUAAGACUACAAAAACUCUAAUUGGAAAGUUUUUAGCAGUGAUACACAUCUAUGGAAUCCACUUAUUUGCUGUUUCUUUAGAUUGUUAUUUUUUAAAAUCAUAUCAUAGGUAAUAAUCUUUAACUCCAUAAAUUAAUCUAGAAACCAGACUAUUUAACUUAAUUUUAGAUAAAAUAAAAAUGUUCA
This is a messenger RNA of Centruroides sculpturatus (bark scorpion), 1109 nucleotides long. RefSeq lists its product as uncharacterized. NCBI's taxonomy places the organism in Eukaryota, Metazoa, Arthropoda, Arachnida, Scorpiones, Buthidae. The transcript is spliced from 3 exons. The coding region runs from base 74 to 568 and encodes 164 amino acids. The record is from RefSeq and is a predicted model, not a curated record.